AAUAACUUUUUUUCUUUUCUUCACGAAGAAAAUUUAAUUUAAAGCAACAAAAAAGAAAUAACAAAAAGUUAAAGCUGAUUCAUUGCACAAAGUGAAUGUACCUAACCUAGCCAGUAUACCUAUGUACCUCUUACUCUAGGCAGGCUAAAGCAGAAGUUCGUUGAGUCGUCUUUUUCGUCGGUUCGCCGUCGGUCGUCGGUCGUCGUUCUUCGAAGUGUCGGUCAUAGAAAUAAUUAGAAUGCUUUUAGUUAUUUUGUUGUGGUUUUUAUCUCCCAAGAAGUUUACAUAGUUAAAAGUUCUUGCUUCCAAAGACGAUACAAAAAUUCUGUAAAAUGGUCAUCAAUUUAAUUUCUAAAACAGCAUGGAUUCAAAAAUAUUAUUUAUUUUUUACUAAAGCACCAUUAAGCCCGUUAACUGCAUGUGAAUGUUUCCUUUAAAAUGAAAUUAUAAGUUCCCAUUUUACUAAAAUACAAAACAAAUAUUAAAAUAACAAAAACAAAAUGCAUGUGACCUGCAAAGUUGAUUCUUUUGACGAAGAAUCACUAACCCCAGCUAAUAGUGAAGAUAAGUUUUUUGGUAAUCGAAGAGACUUUUCUAAAUACACUUCCAUAUGUAAUCCAAAAAGUCACAAAUUAAGAACUAGAAGCCUAUACAGCUUAGCCACACCUCCGGAAAAGAGCGAAGAAAUUAAAUUAAAACGCCGAUCCGAAUCAAAUAUACAAACACUUUCGGAUUCAAGUGAUAAAACAACACCAACAAAUAUACAAUUGAAUUUAAAUAGUAAUAUUGAGAUAUUAUAUGAAGUACAAACGGCUAGAGAUACAGAAGAUGAUUCGAAUGUAGAUGAAGAAAGCAAUACACCUGCGGGGACAUGUUGCAGCAGCUUGUCAUUUAAAUCGGUAUUAGGUUUUUGGAAGAGUUCAAAUUGCAAGUGUUCGAAAAGUACAUCAUUAGGUCUUCAAGCUGACGAUAAUCUCAUGUCCGAUAAAAAUAUACGUCGAUUGUCACAGAUCAGGCGACGACGAAAUUCCUACUAUUUUUCGGACAACGAACGAAGAAUUCGGGCCAAUGAUAGAGAAUUUAAUGCGCAAUUUAAAUAUGCUAAUAACUACAUAAAAACGUCCAAAUAUAGCUUAAUGACUUUUCUACCACUCAAUCUAUUAGAACAAUUUCAACGUCUUGCCAACUUCUAUUUUUUGUGCCUUUUGGUACUGCAACUGAUUCCAGCCAUUUCAUCAUUAACACCUAUUACGACAGCAAUACCACUUAUUGGAGUAUUAACUUUAACAGCUGUUAAAGAUGCAUAUGAUGAUAUUCAACGCCAUUUGUCAGAUUCCCAUGUAAAUAAUAGAAAAUCAAAAACCUUGCGAAACGGCAAAUUAGUUGAUGAAAAAUGGUCAGGUGUACAGGUUGGAGAUGUGAUCCGUAUGGAGAACAAUCAGUUUGUUGCUGCCGAUAUAUUAUUAUUAUCAACUAGUGAGCCAAAUGGAUUAUGUUUCAUUGAAACAGCAGAACUUGAUGGCGAAACAAAUUUAAAGUGCAAACAAUGUUUAACAGAAACAAUUGAAAUGGGUCAGAAACAUGACUUGAUCUGGGGCUUUAAUGGCGAGAUUAUCUGUGAACGGCCAAAUAAUCACCUUAAUAAAUUUGAAGGAACACUUUUGUGGAACAAUCAAAGAUUUGCAUUAGACAACGAAAAGAUACUUUUACGUGGAUGUGUUCUAAGGAAUACACAGUGGUGCUAUGGAGUUGUUGUUUUUGCUGGCAAAGAUACAAAACUUAUGCAGAAUUCUGGCAAAACGCAAUUCAAGAGCACUGGAGUAGAUAGACUUUUAAAUUUUAUCAUUAUUGGUAUUGUCCUUUUCCUACUUUCUAUUUGCGCAUUUUUUACUGUUGCUUGUGCACUUUGGGAAGGUUUCAUCGGGCAACAUUUUCAAGUUUACCUACCAUGGGAAAAUAUUAUACCAAAGGACGUUGCUCAGGGUGCCACUAUUAUUGGAUUAUUAGUAUUUUUUUCUUAUGCAAUUGUUCUUAACACUGUUGUGCCAAUAUCUCUCUACGUUUCAGUGGAGGUAAUUCGUUUUGCCCAAUCGUUUUUAAUUAAUUGGGACGAAGAAAUGUGCUAUGAGAAGACCAAAACCCAUGCAAAAGCAAGGACAACAACUCUUAAUGAAGAAUUGGGCCAGAUUCAAUAUAUAUUUUCUGACAAAACUGGAACACUAACACAAAAUGUUAUGACAUUCAAUAAAUGCAGUAUAAAUGGUAAAUCUUUUGGUGAUGUUUACGAUUCGAGGACGGGUGAAGUGAUUGAAAUUACUGAUGAUAUACCAUUAGUGGACUUCUCUUCUAACGUAGAAUAUGAACCUGCUUUCAAAUGGCAUGAUAGGACACUUCUGGAUGCUGUUAAAUCAGACGAGGAGCAUGUGCAUACGUUUUUUCGUUUGCUAGCACUUUGUCAUACAGUUAUGCCGGAGUAUGUUGAUGGAAGAUUAGAGUACCAAGCACAGAGCCCGGAUGAAUCAGCACUGGUAUCGGCAGCAAGAAAUUUUGGUUUUGUUUUUAGGUCUAGGACGCCAAACAGUAUUACAAUAGAAGUUAUGGGUCGAAAAGAGGAAUACGAACUUUUAGGAAUAUUGGAUUUUAACAACGUUAGAAAACGAAUGUCAGUGAUAUUACGUAGAAAUAAUAAGUUAGUUUUAUAUUGCAAAGGAGCAGAUAAUGUUAUUUACGAUAGAUUAAGUUCCAGUCAAUUAGAUAUAAAGGCCCGAACCCAAGAGCAUUUGAAUAAAUUUGCUGGUGAAGGUCUUCGAACUUUGGUGCUAGCCGAACGUCAUUUAGAAGAAGAGUUUUUUAAUUCGUGGCGUCGGAGACAACAAGAAGCAGCGAUUUCCCUCACCGAUCGAGAAGAUAAACUUGAUGCAAUUUAUGAAGAAAUUGAAUGCGAACUGCAAUUAGUUGGUGUAACUGCAAUCGAAGAUAAACUUCAAGAUGGUGUACCGGAGACAAUUGCCAAUCUUCAAAUGGCUGGCAUUAAGAUUUGGGUACUUACUGGUGAUAAGCAAGAAACUGCAAUAAACAUUGGAUAUUCUUGCCAAUUACUCACCGAUGAUUUUGUCGAUGUGUUUAUUGUUGAUGGUACUUCAUUUGACGAAGUUGAAAAACAAUUAAAACUAUUUAAGGAAUCUGUAAAAAUUGUAAAUAAAUUUCAUCCAAAUCCUCCCAUUGUAGAUAAUUUAAGCACAUCUCUAAAUAAACCAAACCAAAAUGGAAUAUCUUCUAUGAAUGAAUCUAAACCAUCAGUGCCAUCACCACCUGCGAUAUCUGUGGUAACUUUUAGCGCUGAAUGUAAUGAAAUGUACGACGAGAUGGAAAGAAACUCAGCAAAGGUUCAUAUAGAUACGGAAGAACGUGUUGGCUUUGCCAUUGUUGUUAAUGGACAUUCACUUGUUCAUUGUCUUUCGCCGGAACUUGAAUCGAGAUUUCUCGAUAUUGCUGGACAAUGCAAGUCGGUUAUAUGUUGCCGAGUAACGCCACUUCAAAAAGCUUUAGUCGUUGAGCUUAUAAAACGUUCAAGAAAUGCAGUAACGUUGGCUAUAGGUGAUGGAGCCAAUGACGUCUCAAUGAUAAAAGCGGCACAUAUCGGUGUAGGAAUAUCAGGGCAAGAAGGACUGCAGGCAGUACUCGCUAGUGAUUACUCGAUUGCACAAUUUCGAUAUCUUGAACGCCUUCUUUUAGUACACGGACGCUGGUCGUACUAUAGAAUGUGUAAAUUUUUACGAUACUUUUUUUAUAAAAACUUUGCCUUCACUUUAUGCCAUUGUUGGUAUUCGUUUUUUUGUGGUUUUAGCGCGCAGACCGUUUUUGACCCGAUGUUUAUAUCAGUAUACAAUCUAUUCUACACAUCACUGCCAGUUUUAGCGCUUGGUGUUUUCGAACAAGACGUUUCUGACAAACAUAGUGUAGAAUUUCCAAAGCUUUAUACACCCGGAUUGAAGAGUUCCCUCUUCAAUACUCAGGAAUUCGUGCGUAGCGUAUUGCACGGAGUCUUUAGUUCCCUAGUCCUAUUUUUAAUUCCAUAUGGAACGUACAAAGAUGGAAUCUCAUCAGGUGGUUAUAUUUUAAGUGAUCAUAUGACUCUGGGAGCUGUUGUGGCAACAAUACUAAUCAUAGAUAACACAGCUCAGAUCGCUCUUUAUACAUCCUAUUGGACCGUAGUUAAUCACAUUAUGAUUUGGGGAAGUCUCAUAUGGUAUUUUAUUUUGGACUAUUUUUAUAAUUACAUUAUUGGUGGACCGUACGUGGGUUCAUUAACACAUGCAAUGAAAGAAGCUACAUUUUGGUGUACCACAGUUAUAACCGUAACCGUCAUUACAAUGCCGGUAUUGGCGUAUAAGUUUUAUUCCGUCGAUCUGUUUCCUAGUUUAUCCGAUAAGAUUCGCUAUAAACAACGAGCUGCUCAAUUAAAGUUAAGACAAGGUACUCAUAUUCAACGCGUUACAUCGAGUAGAAGAGGCCGACGUUCUUUACGAUCUGGAUAUGCAUUUGCUCAUCAGGAAGGUUUUGGCCGUCUUAUUACAUCUGGAAAAAUUAUGCGAAAACUUCCACAAGAGUUCGCAUUCCCACUUGGCCUGGGUACAAAAAGGCAGUUAUCAUCUUCAGAAAUUGACGAAACCAAACAGAACAUUACCACUACAUCUCCCAUUAAUUCUGCAACGCCUUAUAAAUCAGACGAAGUGAGUCCACGCGCACCCUGCCAGGAUUUAGAUACUAUAAAUCUAUAAAUUAUAUUAAUAAAGUCAUGAUAAGAAAAAUUAACGGUUAUAUUGACCAAUUUGCACCAAACCAAGACAAUUUGUGAAACUAGUUAUUAAGUUUAUUAUAAACCUGCAAAAUUAUAGGUUAAAACAAUAGUUGUAUAUAUAAUUAUUAAAUUUAAGCUCAUUUAUCAUGCCUACAUUGCGAGUCUAUACCAAAUAUCUGGAAUCAUAAUUUUACUACGAAAUCCAAAAUUGAAUGCUUUGCAACUUCGUGCGUCGUCGUGGGUAUGGUGUUUUGGCAAAUUUUAUGAAAACGUCCAUAAUACUCCCACUCCCAAAAAUACGACAAUACUUCUGACUCGGAGUUUGUAGUAAAGUUUUAUUUUUGUGCGAUUGUUUAUUGUUUAGUAAUAUUUUUAGUGGACAUUAUUUUCUUCUGCUAAGACUUUAUUCAUUUUUGAAUACUUUGCUUUAAACAAAUGUCUACAAAAAACAAAAGUAUUAAUUCGGAAUUUCAUGUUAUUAUUUUAUUCAUACUUUAAAAGAGAUACUUAAGUAGUAAUUUAAUAAUAAUUAAUACAUUAAAUUAAAACUGAAUUUAAAUUUUUGUAAAGUUAAAUAAAAAAAUAAGACUUAAAAUAAAAACAAAUUAAAUAAUACAUAAAUAGUAAUAAUAAAAGGAGAGGCUUACUUAAAUUCUUAAAUUAAUAUCAAUCGAAUAUUAGGUAUAUUAACAAUUAUACAUACAUAUAUACGACGAUAUACUACACUAUCUACAUACUACUAUGAUGGAAUAGAAAAAAUUGCAUCACUCAAAGAGGUUAACUACUAAUAUUUCCUAAAUCGUACAAUUAAUACAAAAUAAAAGAUAUUUAGAUUUUUCUAUGAAACAGGAGAAAAUGUUCGAUUGAAUCACCAAAAACGUGUCUUGUCGUUUAAUUAAUUUAAAAUUCCCAAUUUUUGCCUUAUAUUCUGCUUUAUCUUAAAAAUAAACAAUAAACAAUAAACAACAACUAAAUAAUAAUAAUAGAGUAAAAAUAAUGUAUGUUUUAAUUGAUUAGUUUCUGUAUUUAAUAUUAUUUUAUUUUUUAAAAAAUGUGUAGGUAUGUAUAUCUUUUGGAUUUUUAUUUUGUAACUGACACCAAAUAAUAUUAUGUGACAAAUCUUUUACUGUAAAGAAUAUUAAAUUGUAAGGAAUUGUCUAGUUCCAAUUUAUUUAGUAAUAAAACAUAAGAAAUUAUUUUAAGUAAAA
This is a messenger RNA of Eupeodes corollae, 6009 nucleotides long. RefSeq names its product phospholipid-transporting ATPase ID (gene ATP8B). Gene Ontology annotation, cellular component: plasma membrane. Gene Ontology annotation, molecular function: ATP hydrolysis activity; ATPase-coupled intramembrane lipid carrier activity; magnesium ion binding. The record is from RefSeq and is a predicted model, not a curated record. The coding region runs from base 501 to 4781 and encodes 1426 amino acids. NCBI's taxonomy places the organism in Eukaryota, Metazoa, Arthropoda, Insecta, Diptera, Syrphidae. Gene Ontology annotation, biological process: phospholipid translocation; Golgi organization. The transcript is spliced from 24 exons.